AUGGAAGAUCCGAGGACUCGAGCGUGCAGGACUACGAUUAUUUCACGCAAAGUAGGUAAUGGUGGAUUAGAAAGACUGAUCUCGAGCCACGUGGAAGUAAGUAAAAUCGGCCGACAAAUCGCGGAAGAAGUGUUGGAUCUACAAAGACGAGGAGAAGACUCUUCCUCGGGUAGUAGUCCUGGCCCAAUGACGGAGACCAGUUUAUUAAACAUGGAGACUAGUACUACUACUACUACUAGUACUACUACUACUACUACUAGUACUACUACUACUACUACGACGUCGCCAGAAAGGAUACCUGACGUUUCUCAACCGAGUGUCAUCGGGAGCAACAAUAGUAGUAGCAAUCCCACAUCGACGUUCAACCACGUAGCGAAUGUGCAGCUCAACAGCAUCGCGAAUGACCAAGGAUCGUCACCAGACGAGGACAUGAUGGACAUGAUUGGCGGCACCACGAUUAACGAGUCGCCGAAUUCGAUUCCAUCCGAUGGCAACGACGAGGCAGCGAUGGCUGUUAUUAUGAGCCUGUUGGAGGCGGAUGCGGGUCUAGGCGGUCCUGUAGACUUUUCCGGAUUGCCGUGGCCAUUGCCAUAAUGCAUACGCACUUUAGUCGACAAUUUUAGUCUACGCAGAAUGCGAAUGACGAGACGAUUUCUCGUUGAAUGGAACGUGCUCGGAACGUUCAAACGAUGCCUGUAAUGAAAUGGUGCUUUUCAAAUAUCCGGACUCCGUUAAUCUGAGCGAACUGUAGAUUCUGAAACGGAAGUUCUCACCUCACUCGACUCAAUUAAUCAUCAUUCUUUAAAAUUGAUAUUCAUGGAUUCAUAAACUGAUAUAUGUAUAUAUAUGUUUAUGUUGUAUCUUCCUUCCAUCUCUUGUCGUUGAUUCUUCGGGAAAAGAUGGCGAAAUAAUUUGCGUUCAGCAACGAGAGAUGAAUGAACGAAUAUAAUAAACCCUCGAUUACAUAGUGUUGUGACAUAAUAGUGCGGACAAUAACGCGUGAACAAUAAUUUCGUUUUAGUGACAAAUUGACAUUGUAUGUGUAAAUAUAUAGGCAUGCGUGCAUGCUUGCGCGCGAUAUGCAGUUUAAGUGUACCUAAUUAAAUCGUAGGAAUAUCUAUACGCGCGAGGACUUUCAGAAAAUAAAUUUUAAAUUCGGUGAACAUAAUUCGGGAUGACAAAGCUUGUUGUGUGCAAAUAUCAUCUUUCGAACGCACUGUCUAAAAAUUAUGCAUCGGUAAUUGAAUUAUACAAUCUGAUGCUGCAAUCCGAGAAUCCUCUUCCAUCUCGCUAUAACGUAAUGACUCGAAAAUAUUGUAGUAAUGUAUCUACGAGAGACACGAAUGGAAUGUGGUAAGAUAAAAAUUAAUGUAAAUAACAUGACAUACUGCUGUAAUUUAUUGUCCGAUAUUAAAAAAGAGAUAACAAAUA
Pogonomyrmex barbatus (red harvester ant) is the source of this 1431-nucleotide messenger RNA. It is a transcript of the gene cyc, whose product is annotated as basic helix-loop-helix ARNT-like protein cyc. Lineage: Eukaryota; Metazoa; Arthropoda; Insecta; Hymenoptera; Formicidae. The record is from RefSeq and is a predicted model, not a curated record. Gene Ontology annotation, cellular component: nucleus; cytoplasm; transcription regulator complex. Gene Ontology annotation, molecular function: DNA-binding transcription factor activity; protein dimerization activity. Gene Ontology annotation, biological process: regulation of DNA-templated transcription.